AUGGGGGCCAAGAGCUCGGGGAGCGGCAUAGAGCUCUUUUGCAGAAGAGUGUCCUGGAGAGGGAGCCGAGAGUGUGACGCCCCAGCAGGAGUCUGCGUCCAGGGGCUGCCUGCCUGGGUCGCCAGCGCCCUGGGGCUCGGGCAGUGGGGUGUGGCGGGUGAUAUGGCCACCACGUGUCCUCGCGGCCCCAAGGGGGCCCGGGGGGCUGCGCCUGUCCAGGUGAUGGGCCGAGCGCGGCCCCGUGAGCCCCGGGGCGUGCGUCCUCCUGGUGCGGCCGGAAGGGAAGAAUGGUGGUUCUCACUUCAUCCAGAGGACCACACGCUCCUGUUAACCCUGAAAGUCUCCGCAGCCUGA
Rangifer tarandus platyrhynchus (Svalbard reindeer) is the source of this 354-nucleotide messenger RNA. NCBI's taxonomy places the organism in Eukaryota, Metazoa, Chordata, Mammalia, Artiodactyla, Cervidae. The record is from the annotation of a GenBank genome assembly.